Messenger RNA from Penicillium odoratum, 1719 nucleotides. RefSeq lists its product as uncharacterized. Gene Ontology annotation, biological process: 3-(3-hydroxy)phenylpropionate catabolic process. The transcript has 7 exons. Bases 1 to 1719 code for a protein of 572 amino acids. Gene Ontology annotation, molecular function: 3-(3-hydroxyphenyl)propionate hydroxylase activity; FAD binding. The record is from RefSeq and is a predicted model, not a curated record. NCBI's taxonomy places the organism in Eukaryota, Fungi, Ascomycota, Eurotiomycetes, Eurotiales, Aspergillaceae.
AUGAACACAAAGGACGAACCGGAGACCGUUGAUGUGGUGAUUUGCGGAUGUGGCCCGACCGGGGCGUUGUUAGCAGCCUAUUUGGGCAAGUUGUCGAUCCCCCAUAUCGUGCUUGACAAAGAGAAAGAGAUCACGACGGAUCCUCGCGGCAUUGCACUGGACGAAGACGGAAUUCGCCUUCUCCAAGGCAUGGACAGUUUCAAGUUCAUUGGAGGUACUGAAACGUGUUUGGGACAAGCUCCUUUCUUGACUUUGGAUUAUAGCACAACCGAAGGUGGCACAGGGCAUGUCGGAUUCAUUUGUCACAAUCAACCGCGACUCGAAAAGCAUUUGCGGGAAGCAAUGACGUCUUCCCCAUUUUGCAACUUGAGAGCCCAAUCCGCCGUCACCAAUAUUUGGGAAGAAGAUGAUUGGUCUUACUGUGUCUACAAUGAUUCGGAGGGGGUUGACCAUGUCAUUCGCUCAAAAUACUUCGUCGGCGCCGAUGGGAAAACAGGAUACACAAGAAAGAAUUAUUUGGAGCCGAAAGGCAUCGUGAUGGAGCGAUCCACGGAGACAUUGUACGAUGAGACGUGGGUGGCUCUCAACUGGCAUAUUACACUACCGACACCAAUCACUCAUCCAGAUUUCCCUUUGUGGACUUUGGGUUACUCGCCAGAAGAAGUGUACGAUCUGUUUUUCCCCAGAGGCCAGUCUUUCUUGUGUAAUCCACAGCGGCCAGCUGUGUGUGGACGGUUUGGAUUACCGUCGGAUCGACUAUGGCGUUUUGAAUUUGUUGUUCGCAAGGAAGAAGAUGGUGAUUUGAUGGCCACCAAUGAAAUGGUCGAACGUGUUGUAUCGCCCUACUUCACGCACAAAGGCGACCGCUACAGCUUGAAUGAAGACGUGAAGUUCCCUAGCGACUGCAUAAAAAUCCUCCGAUCGCGCCCUUACAUGUUCUCAGCACGAUGCUGUAAUUCGUGGGCGCUCGACCGGGUGAUCCUAUGUGGCGAUGCGGCGCAUGUAUUCCCUCCCUACGGUGGUCAGGGAAUUGCAUCCGGCUUUCGCGAUGCUGCCUCGCUCGCCUGGCGCCUUGCUCUUUUGUGCCGCGACCGACCUUCAAAACAACCUCGCCACAAGGAAGUAUUGUCAGGCUGGUUUUUGGAGCGCCGACGUCGGGAGGGAAUGGUGCAUUAUGAGCAUUUACCAGGCCUACCGUUUCUGCCGGACAUGUUGGGCGGUAUGUGCGUACCGCAGGUCUACUGCAAACGGCUCGAAGGCAAUAAAGACGAAGUCUUGUUUACCGACGAUGUUAUCCUCCGACCGGAAGAAGGGGGUCUCUUUAGAAUCUUCGGAUAUCUUAAGGACUAUCAGGGACUCCAGUCGGCCAAAGCGAUGUUACAGAACAUCGAAAAAGUUUCAGGUGGAGAGUUCUGUGCAUGCGAUGUACCAUUCAUUAUUGAAUCGGGUCCUGGUUCUUCAUAUGAUGCUUGCCAACAAGAUGCCAAAGGCUUGAAAGGCCUUUAUCAGAUUGCAACCGGCGAGGAUUUCGCCAAAUCCCCUUUGUGUCGGCGAAGACCGGAGCCUCGUAAUUUUGACCCCUACUAUCUGGGGAAGAAGAUACAGUUGAAACGAUUUGUCGUGCUGAGGCCGGAUCGGUUUAUUUUCGCCGCUUGUGAUACCCAGGAAGAGCUGGAGAGAGCGAUCACAAGUGCUGUUGACUAUUUGAAAGGGAAAUGA